UGGCGUCCUCGUUCUGACGUCUUCAUGAGAGUUUUGUUGUCCAGCAAUGAAGUAUGCAAAAAUGUGUUAGCCGGUGGGCCUUUACAGCGAGAUAUCUUCCGAAUUUAUGAUAUUAUCCACAGUUUUUCUUCGAAGUAUUAGAGGUCUCUCGACUCUGUCCGUCAGAAUGAGUGAUCCGGCAGUGAUGAGGGUGGUGAGCACUAUCAUUCGCUCUCCAGAGGACAAACGGGAGUAUCAAGGACUUGAGUUUACAAAUGGCCUGAAAGCCAUAUUGAUCAGUGACCCCACCACUGACAAAUCAUCAGCUGCACUGGAUGUCCACAUAGGUUCUUUGUCAGAUCCUGAAAACAUUGCAGGGCUAGCCCACUUCUGUGAGCACAUGCUGUUUCUGGGCACAGAAAAGUACCCCAAAGAGAACGAGUACAGCCAGUUUUUGAGUGAGCACGCUGGCAGCUCCAACGCCUUCACCAGCGGAGAACACACCAAUUACUACUUUGAUGUAUCCCAUGAGCAUCUGCAAGGGGCUUUGGACAGGUUUGCCCAGUUCUUCCUCUGUCCUCUGUUUGAUGAGAGUUGUAAGGACAGGGAGGUGAACGCAGUAGACUCGGAACAUGAGAAGAACCUCAUGAAUGACGCUUGGAGACUGUUUCAGCUGGAGAAAGCCACUGGGAACCCCAAACACCCCUUUAGCAAAUUUGGCACUGGUAAUAAGUUAACACUUGAGACAAGGCCAUCUCAACAGGGCAUUGACAUCCGUGAGGAGCUGCUUAAAUUUCACUCCACCUACUACUCCUCCAACCUGAUGGCACUGUGCGUGCUGGGCAGAGAGACAUUGGACCAGUUGACGUCUAUGGUGGUAAAGCUUUUCGGAGAGGUGGAGAACAAGAGUGUUCCUCUUCCGGAAUUCCCUACACACCCUUUUCAAGAGGAACAUCUGAGGCAUUUUUACAAAGUCGUGCCUAUCAAGGACAUUAGAAACCUGUAUGUGACCUUCCCCAUCCCAGACCUGCAGAAGUACUACAAGUCAAACCCUGGACAUUAUUUGGGCCAUCUGAUCGGACAUGAAGGUCCAGGGAGUCUUCUGUCCGAGCUCAAAGCUAAAGGAUGGGUGAACACACUUGUCGGAGGCCAGAAAGAAGGAGCCAGAGGAUUCAUGUUCUUCAUUAUUAAUGUGGACUUGACAGAAGAGGGACUCUUGCAUGUCGAGGAUAUCAUCUUUCACAUGUUCCAGUACAUUCAGAAGUUGCGGACAGAGGGGCCUCAGGAGUGGGUCUUUCAGGAGUGCAAAGAUUUGAAUACAGUGGCUUUCAGAUUUAAAGAUAAGGAACGUCCACGUGGAUACACAUCUAAAGUGGCUGGACUACUGCAUGAUUAUCCACUUGAGGAGGUACUAGCUGCAGAAUACUUGCUGGAAGAAUUCAGGCCAGAUCUCAUAGAGAUGGUGCUUGAUAAGCUGAGACCAGAGAAUGUCCGGGUUGCUGUUGUCUCCAAAUCAUUUGAAGGACAGACGGACAGGACUGAAGAGUGGUACGGCACACAGUAUAAGCAGGAAGCCAUUUCUGAUGAGGUCAUUAAGAAAUGGCAAAAUGCAGACCUAAAUGGAAAAUUCAAGCUGCCAAUGAAGAAUGAAUUCAUUCCAACCAACUUUGAAAUAUACCCUCUAGAGAAGGAUUCCCCUUCCGCCCCCACUUUAAUCAAGGAUACAGCAAUGAGUAAAGUUUGGUUCAAACAGGAUGACAAGUUUUUCCUGCCAAAGGCUUGUUUGAACUUUGAGUUCUUCAGCCCGUUUGCGUAUGUGGACCCGUUGCAUUGUAACAUGGCGUAUUUGUACCUUGAGCUGCUUAAGGACUCCCUGAACGAGUAUGCAUAUGCAGCUGAGCUAGCCGGCCUCAACUAUGACCUCCAAAAUACCGUCUAUGGAAUGUAUCUGUCAGUGAAGGGUUAUAAUGACAAGCAACACAUCUUGCUGAAGAAGAUCAUUGAGAAGAUGGCCGCAUUUGAGAUUGACGAGAAACGCUUUGAUAUCAUUAAAGAAGCGUAUAUGAGGUCUCUGAAUAACUUCCGUGCUGAGCAGCCCCACCAGCACGCUAUGUAUUACCUGCGGCUGCUCAUGACUGAGGUAGCCUGGACCAAAGACGAACUCCGAGAUGCUCUAGAUGAUGUCACAUUGCCUCGUCUCAAGGCGUUCAUACCGCAACUGCUGUCACGGUUACACAUUGAAGCUCUGCUGCAUGGCAACAUCACCAAACAGUCCGCUCUGGGCAUGAUGCAGAUGUUGGAGGACACACUUAUUGAGCAUGCUCAUACUAAGCCCCUCCUACCAAGUCAGCUGAUUCGAUACAGAGAAGUCCAGGUUCCUGAUGGUGGUUGGUAUGUUUACCAGCAGAGGAACGAGGUUCAUAAUAACUGUGGAAUUGAGAUUUACUACCAGACGGACAUGCAGAAUACUCAUGAGAACAUGCUGCUGGAGCUUUUCUGUCAGAUUAUCUCUGAGCCCUGCUUCAACACGCUACGCACCAAAGAACAGCUGGGUUACAUAGUGUUCAGUGGUCCCCGCAGGGCCAAUGGGGUGCAGGGUCUACGUUUCAUCAUCCAGUCUGAGAAAGCUCCGCACUACCUGGAGUCCCGUGUGGAGGCAUUUCUCAAGACUAUGGAGAAGAGUGUGGAGGAGAUGGGAGAGGAAGCGUUUCAGAAACACAUUCAGGCACUGGCCAUCCGCCGCCUGGACAAACCCAAGAAACUGGCAGCGGAGUGUGCCAAGUACUGGGGAGAGAUCAUCUCCCAGCAGUACAACUUUGACAGGGAUAAUAUUGAGGUGGCUUACCUGAAGACACUGAUGAAGGAGAACAUUAUGCAGUUUUACCGGGACCUAUUGGCCAUCGAUGCUCCCAGAAGACACAAGGUGUCAGUGCACGUGCUGUCCAGAGAGAUGGAGUCCUGUCCUCUGGUAGGGGAGUUUCCUGCACAAAAUGAUGUCAAUCUGCCUCCUGCCCCCUCACUUCCUCAGCCGGUGUUUGUAGAGAAUAUGACUGAUUUCAAAAGGAGUUUGCCGCUGUUCCCUCUCACCAAACCUCACAUCAACUUCAUGGCUGCCAAGCUGUGAUCAGCAUCAUGAGGUUACCAGGGAGGCCCAAAUCUGGAGCCAGUAACACCGUUAUCUGUGUGUGAAUGUUUUGUGUGUGUAUGUGUGUGUAAGCAGGCAGGGCCACGAUAGUGCCGCUUGCAACAUUUUAGUUGUGCUCUGUGUCAGACAUCCAGAGAUCACAAAGAGUCACCUGAAAUCUCAUAGAUACCAAGACCAUACAAUGUGAGGACUGUUUUAGUGGAGGGGGAAAAAAAAUCAUGUUGCUUCUGUCAGGAAAUUUGUUUCCCUAUAUAAUAUAGGACAUACUCGCUGGCCACAAAGACACAAACAUUCUGAUUCUUCAGUUCCUAAUAAGUUUAAAAUGUCAUUUCAAAAAGUUGUUUCAUUUACUGCUGCUGAGCUAAACCAUCAGUGGUUGGUGUAGUAUAUCAAGUGAUGUCUCCUGAAAACAUUCUGGCCUUAAAAAGAUUUUUAAUCAGUGAUCGGGUUUUCUGACACCUUUUUAUAGAAAAGUUUAAUUUAAACGAGUUGCUUUUGAAGAGUUGUUUUUAGGCUGUUAUUUUCAGUGCAUGUUGGCAGAGUUUUAUCUUAAGGAUAGUGUUGUAAAUUUAUCUGUGCAAGGUGGUUACGACUUGUUUGAUUUUUAUUUUAUUUGCGGUUGAAGGAAUAUCAUAAUAAACCAUUUUGAAUAUCA
Messenger RNA from Myxocyprinus asiaticus (Chinese sucker), 3779 nucleotides. RefSeq names its product insulin-degrading enzyme-like. Bases 107 to 3103 code for a protein of 998 amino acids. Lineage: Eukaryota; Metazoa; Chordata; Actinopteri; Cypriniformes; Catostomidae. Gene Ontology annotation, molecular function: metal ion binding; metalloendopeptidase activity. Gene Ontology annotation, biological process: peptide catabolic process. The transcript has 25 exons. Gene Ontology annotation, cellular component: cytosol; mitochondrion; peroxisomal matrix. The record is from RefSeq and is a predicted model, not a curated record.